This is a messenger RNA of Panicum virgatum (switchgrass), 2209 nucleotides long. RefSeq names its product carotene epsilon-monooxygenase, chloroplastic-like. Gene Ontology annotation, biological process: carotenoid biosynthetic process. The transcript is spliced from 10 exons. Gene Ontology annotation, molecular function: heme binding; iron ion binding. Bases 202 to 1854 code for a protein of 550 amino acids. The record is from RefSeq and is a predicted model, not a curated record. Lineage: Eukaryota; Viridiplantae; Streptophyta; Magnoliopsida; Poales; Poaceae. Gene Ontology annotation, cellular component: chloroplast.
UGCCCCGGCGGCCGCCCACUUCCUCGCGGGCCCCACCACAUCCCCUUCCCCGGUUGCUCCUCCUGCUCCACUGUUCCAGUGCUCUCGAGUCCCGACGCCCCCAAAUCCCCCGAUCCCCUCCCUCCUCCCGCCUCUCCCCACCUCAGCAAUCCCAAUCCGGCGAUCCCACACCCGAGCCGGAGGCAUCGGCCGGCGCGCGCGAUGCCCCCAACCGCCUUCGCCCCCGCCUCCGCGUCGCCGCCUCCGUGGUCUACUCGCCCGCCUCCUCGCCGCGCCCGCGUCCGUCUUCCUCCACCGAGAAGCGGGAGAAGCAGCAAUGGGGGCCGGGGCGAUGAGCCCACGACGGCCACCCCGUGGGUGAGUCCCGACUGGCUCACGUCGCUCUCGCGCGCGGUCGGCCGGGGCGGCGCCGACGACUCGGGGAUCCCCGUCGCGUCCGCCAAGCUCGACGACGUGCAGGACCUCCUCGGCGGCGCGCUCUUCCUGCCGCUCUUCAAGUGGUUCCGCGAGGAAGGGCCCGUGUACCGCCUCGCCGCGGGGCCGCGGGACUUCGUCAUAGUCAGCGACCCCGCCAUCGCCAAGCACGUGCUUCGCGGGUAUGGGUCGCGCUACGAGAAGGGGCUCGUCGCCGAGGUCUCCGAGUUUCUCUUCGGGUCCGGGUUCGCCACCGCGGAGGGCGCGCUAUGGACGGUGAGGCGCAGAGCUGUUGUGCCAUCCCUGCACAAAAGAUUUCUUUCUAUUAUGGUGGAAAAGGUAUUUUGUAAAUGUGCUGAGAGAUUGAUAGAGAAACUUGAGCCAUAUGCUUCGAGUGGGGAACCUGUCAAUAUGGAAGCAAGGUUUUCUCAGUUGACAUUGGACGUAAUUGGUUUAUCAUUGUUCAACUACAAUUUUGAUUCCCUCACAACAGAUAGUCCUGUCAUCGAUGCUGUUUAUACUGCACUCAAAGAAACAGAGCUUCGUUCUACGGAUCUUUUGCCAUACUGGAAGAUUGACUUUCUGUGCAAAAUAAUUCCAAGACAGAUAAAAGCAGAGAAUGCAGUUAAGAUCAUAAGGGACACUGUUGAAGAGUUAAUUGUGAAGUGUAAAGAAAUAGUUGAGGCUGAAAAUGAACAGAUUGAGGGUGAGGAAUAUGUUAAUGAGGGGGAUCCUAGCAUUCUACGCUUCCUACUUGCCAGCCGAGAUGAGGUAAGCAGUGUACAGUUACGUGAUGAUCUCCUAUCAAUGUUAGUUGCUGGUCAUGAAACAACAGGCUCUGUACUGACAUGGACAAUCUAUCUUCUCAGUAAGGAUCCGACUGCACUAAGGAGAGCUCAAGAUGAGUUAGACCGUGUUCUGCAAGGUCGACUCCCCAGAUAUGAGGAUGUAAAGGAGCUGAAGUACUUGAUGCGCUGUAUAAAUGAGUCUAUGCGGCUAUAUCCACACCCUCCUGUGCUGAUACGGCGUGCAAUAGUUGAUGACGUGCUUCCAGGAAACUAUAAGGUUAAGGCUGGUCAAGAUAUUAUGAUAUCCGUGUACAAUAUACACAGGUCCCCUGAGGUAUGGGAUAGAGCAGAUGAGUUUGUUCCAGAGAGAUUUGAUCUAGAGGGACCCGUUCCAAAUGAGUCGAAUACUGAUUUCAGGUUUAUCCCGUUCAGUGGAGGUCCUCGGAAAUGUGUUGGAGAUCAAUUUGCUCUCCUAGAAGCAAUAGUGGCACUUGCAAUUGUGUUGCAGAAGAUGGAUAUUCAGCUUGUGCCAGAUCAAAAGAUAAACAUGACCACUGGAGCUACAAUUCAUACAACCAAUGGACUGUACAUGCAUGUAAGCAUGCGUAAAGUUCAGCAAGAAGCUGAGUUAGCACUGAGUGAAUCAAAAUAGAUGGAAUCGACUUCAAUUCUCUCUUGGCUGACGGACUUGAACUUCUUGAAAGAAGGGAUUCUUGGCUUUCCGAUUCUUUCGGCUAUUUGAACAGAAAACUUAGGGUGCAACUAAAAAACUUACUCCCAUUUUCAAACAGUUAAAGGUCCCAAAGGUGCUUAAGGCCCAAUGUAUGCCCCCGGUAUUGUCACCAGGCCCUAGUAUCUAAAAAAAAAACCCCAACUGGAGCCCAUAGCUCACGCACGGCCUAGAUGGGGCUCCUACAGGAAGAGACUAAUUCAACAUUUUACGUGAUUAUAACUUCAAAGCCCAUUAUGUCCAUUUAGGUUAAAUAUUGCAGCUCAUCAUUCAUUCA